Messenger RNA from Oncorhynchus tshawytscha (Chinook salmon), 355 nucleotides. Its product is annotated as prothymosin alpha-like. NCBI's taxonomy places the organism in Eukaryota, Metazoa, Chordata, Actinopteri, Salmoniformes, Salmonidae. Bases 60 to 317 code for a protein of 85 amino acids. The transcript has a single exon. The record is from RefSeq and is a predicted model, not a curated record.
CUGAUGAUGGACUUGAUUACAUUUUGGGUAUACUGGAAGCUGGGUCGGCAGCUUCUGGGAUGAUGUAUGACAGUGAUGACGACAUGGACAUUGCCAAAAAGAAAUUCAGGAAAUUGGAAGACAGUGAAUCUGAAAUGUCCGGCAAGGAGGAGGAAGAACAAGAACAAGACUCUGAAGAGGAGGGCAGCGAACUAGACAGUGACGUAGAUCUGGAUGCCAAUGCAGCGGAAGGCAAGUAUGUGGAGGAAGAUGAGAUUGAUGAGGACGGAGAAGGAAUGGAUGAGAGUGUUGGAGCAGGUUCGGAAGAAGAAAAUUAAGAGGAAGAGGAAUGAGUUGAGACUCAAAGCUUGCAGGG